AUGCUUCGCGAUCACGAAAUCGACGUGGUAGUCGAUUCCUGGGUGUCACCGACUUUGAAGUCGGAGAAGAGGCGCUCGGAUUCGAAGAAAUACUGCAAAGGCAAGGUGAUCAAGUUCCGAUGCGACUUUCCCUCCACCCAACUCGACGUGAUGCAGUCGCGAGGUUGGACGCAAAUUCCAGUAGAUGGUGACACGUCUUGGCACAUUUGGUGGUGCGAAAUCAGCGACGUUCGAGCAGCUCUCGAUGGGAGACUUUGGCCUUAUCAAAAGAUCCCGCACUUCCGGAAUCACUACGAGCUCACUCGGAAGAACUACCUCUGCAGGAAUUUGAAGCGCUACAAGAAGCUCCUCUUGAAGUCGGGGAAGCAGAAGGAAGCGGAACUCUGCGACUGCAUGCCGAUUACUUUCGAGCUCCCCAACGAGUACCGAAUGCUGAUCGAGGAGUACCACAAACAAGGAGGAACUUGGAUCGUCAAGCCGGCUGCCAGAUCUCAGGGUCGAGGGAUAUUCCUCUUUCAGAAACUUAGAGACCUGGUGGACUGGAAAAAUAAACGGAAGAUCGACGCCGAGAACAUCUUCGAGACCUUCCUCGUACAGAAAUACGUGGAUGAUCCUUAUCUGUUAGCAGGAAGGAAGUUCGAUCUCCGGAUUUACGUGCUGGUGACGUCAUUCCAUCCACUGAAGGUUUGGCUGGCCAGAGAGGGAUUCGCGCGGCUCAGCGGGGAAUUGUUCUCCCUGGAGAAGAUCGACGAUAGCAGAGUACACCUUACCAAUAUGGCAAUUCAGCUGAGAAGAGAGCCAGGCGAGCAUCAGGAGGGUCGAAGAAGAGCGCAAGUUAAACAUGGCUGCAAAUGGGCUCUCCUCAGGGUUAGAGAGUACUUGGCUGCGAGGCACGGAGUCUCUGCGGUGGACGCGCUCCUGCAACGUGUCGCCGGUGUCAUUAUGGCGAGCCUGCAAGCCGUGCAACCGGUCAUAAUGCAGGGGAGAAACUCUUUCGAGCUGUACGGUUACGACAUCCUCCUGGACGAGAGCCUGACGCCCUGGCUGCUGGAGGUGAACGCCUCGCCGUCCCUGACCGCCACCGACGAGGAAGACUACAGGCUGAAGUUCGACGUUCUGGAUGACGUCUUCAACGUCCUGGACCUGGAGGGUCGUCUCGUAGGUUCCGAGACCAGAGUAGGUGGGUUCGAUCUCCUGUGGGACGACGGUCCCGUCUGGACGAUGUGUCCUAACCCUUUAUCGUGUGGGGCCAAGUCCUCCGACUGCCCCGACACCCUGAAGAGGCUCAACAUCUUCCUCGGGGCGCGCAACGAUCGUCAUGAGCAAUUAAGCCUACUACACCGGGACAGGGACCAACGGAAAUAG
Molecule: messenger RNA, 1365 nt
Organism: Orussus abietinus
Lineage: Eukaryota; Metazoa; Arthropoda; Insecta; Hymenoptera; Orussidae
Product: probable tubulin polyglutamylase TTLL9
Exons: 6
Coding region: 1-1365 (454 amino acids)
Biological process (GO): microtubule cytoskeleton organization; protein polyglutamylation
Cellular component (GO): cilium
Molecular function (GO): tubulin binding; tubulin-glutamic acid ligase activity
Source: RefSeq, a predicted model, not a curated record